Messenger RNA from Penicillium angulare, 1992 nucleotides. Its product is annotated as F-box/WD repeat-containing protein. Gene Ontology annotation, cellular component: nucleus; cytoplasm. The transcript is spliced from 4 exons. Bases 1 to 1992 code for a protein of 663 amino acids. Gene Ontology annotation, molecular function: ubiquitin binding. The record is from RefSeq and is a predicted model, not a curated record. Gene Ontology annotation, biological process: proteasome-mediated ubiquitin-dependent protein catabolic process; ubiquitin recycling. Lineage: Eukaryota; Fungi; Ascomycota; Eurotiomycetes; Eurotiales; Aspergillaceae.
AUGGAGUCUCAGGCCUUGGAAAUGGCCGAUUCGACCGAUUCGACCGUGCUCGACCAACUAGACUCACAUUCCCAAUCAAAUCGCCACUCCGUAUCUAGCUUCACCAGUAUUCCCGGUCGGUCGCUCAGUACAAGCAAUAAAAACAACACUCCGAUACCCGCAAACCUCCUCCCCUCAGCACCCGCUUCUCCACCAACACCCGCGCCGAGUCCCACCCCCCACCAGCGUCCUCCAGAAUGGCUUUCGUCUGAUGAGGAGGAAAGUGCGUUUCUGUUGAAUCUACGUAUUCACUUUAGUACCUUAUCGAAUGCUCGGAAACAAAAGCUCCUGGAGGGUAUAUUAGAUGUUUGCGACAGCCAACAGCUAAGCUUUGUCUCGAGCUAUGUCGGGCCUCGCCUGCGCAAGGACCCGUUCUCGGUCUUCCCAAAUGAAUUAUGUCUGAGAGUGCUCUCUUUUAUCGACGAUCCAAAGACCCUAGCGAGAGCAUCCCAAGUCUCAAUACGAUGGCGCGAGUUACUCAACGACGAUAUCACCUGGAAGAACCUUUGCGAGAAGCAUGCAUACUCCGUGCGACGGAUUAUGGAAGAUGACAGCAUGGAACCAGCCACACCUCGAUCAGUCGACUCAAGCCCCGAAACACUAAUGACGACCGAAAUACCUCGAUCAGCUUCUAACGAACCUCCGGUUGAACGAGUACCCGAGCUUCCCCGCACUUUGUCGGGGGAGUGGUUGCCGCCCACCAGUUUCCCCUCCAGAAGACGUCGAACUCGACCUGUCUCAUAUAGAUCGCAGUUCAAGCAAAAAUAUAUGGUUGAAUCCGCUUGGAAUAAAGGGGGCCGGUGCACACAGCGGCAUAUUACCCCCGACCAGGGAGUUGUUACAAGUUUGCAUCUAACACCGAAGUAUAUUGUUGUUGCUUUGGACAAUGCUAAGAUCCAUGUAUAUGAUACGAAUGGAGACAAUCAAAAAACUUUACAGGGCCACGUGAUGGGAGUUUGGGCCAUGGUUCCAUGGGAUGACAUUUUGGUGAGCGGAGGGUGCGACCGAGAAGUGCGAGUCUGGAACAUGGCGACUGGUGCCGGAAUCCAUUUGUUACGAGGUCACACAUCAACAGUCCGGUGUCUGAAAAUGUCCGAUCGAAAUACCGCCAUUUCGGGCUCCAGAGACACUACUCUUCGGAUUUGGGACUUGAAAACGGGAACUUGCAGCAAUGUCCUCGUUGGGCAUCAAGCUAGUGUCCGAUGUCUAGCAAUUCACGGCGAUAUUGUUGUUUCGGGUAGCUACGACACCACGGCCCGAAUCUGGAGCAUUUCUCAAGGCCGGUGCCUGAAGACUUUGUCCGGCCAUUUCAGCCAGAUCUACGCUAUUGCAUUUGACGGUCGACGGAUUGCAACAGGGAGUUUGGACACCAGUGUUCGCAUCUGGGACCCACUCAGCGGUAACUGCCAAGCCAUUCUUCAGGGUCAUACCUCUUUGGUAGGCCAACUGCAAAUGCGUGGUGACACUCUUGUUACGGGUGGCUCAGAUGGAUCAGUCCGUGUCUGGUCAUUAACAAAAAUGGCGCCCAUUCACCGACUUGCCGCUCACGACAAUAGUGUCACCAGUCUCCAGUUUGAUAAUACUCGCAUUGUCAGUGGGGGCAGCGAUGGGCGUGUGAAAGUGUGGAGCCUUCAAAGUGGCCAAUUACUACGAGAGCUCUCAUCGCCAGCAGAGGCGGUGUGGAGAGUUGCCUUUGAAGAAGAAAAAGCGGUGAUCAUGGCCAGUCGGUCUGGCCGAACAGUAAUGGAGGUUUGGUCAUUUGCCCCACCACCAGAAUCAUACGACGAUAGCGUUGCUAUCGAAAGCGCAUCGAGUACGCCUGGUAUCGGCUCCUCGGAGGAGAAUGUUUGGAGGGUAAAUUAUAACCCACGACGAGCACGAGCACUAUGCUCAGACCCUCCCCCCGCUAUCAUGAGUGAUGCCGACCAGGUUAUGCCCGAUGCGCCGUCCUAG